Pararge aegeria (speckled wood butterfly) is the source of this 1975-nucleotide messenger RNA. Its product is annotated as peptidyl-prolyl cis-trans isomerase FKBP1A-like. The record is from RefSeq and is a predicted model, not a curated record. The coding region runs from base 397 to 723 and encodes 108 amino acids. NCBI's taxonomy places the organism in Eukaryota, Metazoa, Arthropoda, Insecta, Lepidoptera, Nymphalidae. Gene Ontology annotation, molecular function: peptidyl-prolyl cis-trans isomerase activity. The transcript has 3 exons.
AAAAGUGGCGAACAAUACGCAAACUUUGUGAGAAGAAGUACCACUGAGACAUUAGACACGUAGGAAACAUAUUAUACUGAAAAACAAGAUAUAUUCAAAAGAAGAAGAAGAAAAACAAGAUAUUUUGUUUGAUACAAACUGUUCGCUCUCGGGAGCGAUUCGAGUUCGGGAAUGUGGAUCAGUCAUGAAAUCUGACAGGGAUAGUUUAGUAAUGUCAUUAUGAUGUUUUGUGAAAUGUCAACAAUAAAUCCUAGAAUCCUAUGUCAAUUAACAUUUUCCAGUCGGCGCUUUGCGAUUUUCAGGGAUUUAGGGAAAAUUAAAAAUAUUACUAAAUUGUAAAAACCAGACCGAGUUUUCCACGUGUAAAAGUGUCAGUUCUCCUCAUAUUUUUUCAAUAUGGGCGUAGACAUAGAAACUCUUUCACCUGGGAAUGGUUCCACCUUUCCAAAACCUGGCCAAACUGUAGUGGUACAUUAUACUGGAACUCUUCAAAAUGGAAAAAAGUUCGACUCUUCCAGGGAUCGUGGACAGCCAUUUAAGUUUACAUUAGGAAAAGGCGAUGUUAUUAAAGGAUGGGAUCAAGGUUUAGCGCAGAUGUCAGUAGGAGAGCGAGCAAGACUAACAUGUUCGCCUGAUUUUGCAUAUGGAUCUCGAGGUCAUCCAGGAGUAAUUCCACCUAAUUCUACAUUAAUUUUUGAUGUCGAACUUUUAAGAGUAGAAUAAUUUAAACUUGCAUUAUUAUUGAUAAAAGUUUAUACAAAAUAUUUGUAAGCCUUGAAACAUUUUGUUGCUUUCAGUGCUUUAUGCAACAUUAAUUAAUCAAUUAUAUAUAACAUACUAUAACUUUUUUCUUGUGAUGUCUGUCAUCAAAAUAGAUGAAGUCAUUUAGAUUUUAGAAAAACAUAGUUAUCUGUUUUUUUAUAACUUUAUUAAAAUAAUAUAUUACAUCAAGAUGCAUAGUAACAUUUUCAUAACAUCAGUAACUUUACAGAUACAGGUUUACAGAUAUUUUUUAAUAAUUUAUUUAUAUAGAUUACAAUCUUGCAAAUAAUAAUAAUAAUUUGCAAUGUAUAUUAUGAAACAGUAUUCAUUUGAUUUUAGAUGAGUAGAUUGUGUCAAUAAAGGUAAUCAUAAUUGUUAUUAUUUGAACACAGUCAAAUUUUGGUUUAAUGUUUUGUAAUAUGUACACCACAUGGAUUGACAUUAUGAAUAUGUAUUAGCUUUGUACAUCCAUCUCAAGUCAUUCAUUUUAUUCAUUCAUUCUCUGGUGGCGGUAGUUGGAAAUCAGUGGUGGAGAGUACAAAUAUUGAUCAUGUGCAAUGAGCAUACAUAAACAUUUUUAUUCCAAUUUGUAAUACCACUUAUAUUAGUUAUAGUUUGCACAUUAAAAACAAAUUCAGCUGUAGUGUAAGUAACCUCUAGUCAGCGUCUUAGGUUUGUGAGCGGCAGGACGGGGGAGGUAGACAAAAGUCAGAGCUAACUCACGUGUGCUGUUAAUCCCCGCAACCAUUAUUGAUGUGCGUCUUGUCAAUCGCGCCCUCCCCCAUCUCACUGGCCACUUACCUCAGGCGGUAACUAGUAUUUGCAACUAUACACUAUAAUUUUGUGUCAGUUAUUACAUUUUGUUAAUAAUGUAUUUUUUUUAUAAUUUAGCUUUGAAUCUCUGUCUUGUAACAUUAAGAGAUAGUUGCUUACAUUAUCGUGGUUCCCUUAAAUAAAUAUUUCAAUUGACAACAUUUUUUUAGCUACUUCUACAUAUUGCUUUAAAGAAAAUAAUAAUUAAUGAUGCAUUUAAAAACAUUUAUGUUGUGUUCUAUUAACUGUAAAAUGAAAUGUAAACAAAGUUAAAUAAUUAAAUGCAUUAAACAAAAACCUUAGUUGAUGUAAUUUAAAUUUUUAUAUGUAAAUAAUUACUGCACCUCAUUUUAAGCUUUGUAAUUUGCUAAAUAUAUAAAAUAAAAUGUGUCAAAUAAGA